GUUGUCUUCCCGCCCGCGUCAGGGACCGGCCCGACUCAGCGGUGAGGGCCCUGGCGGCACCGGCUCUGAGGGGCCCGGGGCGGCGGGCGGCCUGUGACUCCCGGGCGAGGCGGAGCCGCAGCGGCACGCCCCUGGGAUUUGGGGGCGGGCCCGGGUUGGAGUCCACUCCGCCGGCGGCGAGGCGGGCGGCGGGACACCGGGACCUCACGCUUCCCGGAGGGCGUCCUCCACCGCGCGACAUCCCCGGGCUGAUGCCGACUUAAUGGUUGGCUUUGUAAAAUGGCGGCUGUGAGGCUUUGAAAAGCUUUGCCGGCGAAAUGGCGGGACUGCGGAGUGCCCGGAUGGAAUGGCGCAGGGUGCGCGCGUGGCGCAUGCGCUGCUCCGUGGGCGGGGCUCGCCUAGCUCCAGAGCCCCGUUGUCCGCCGAUGUGGAGCUGGGUCGCCUGUGACCCGUUACUCCAGCUGGCUGUGCCUCGGUUCGUCUUCCCUGUGUGGUUUCACGAGAGGAAAAAAAAAAGCAUAUGUAGUUUUGAAUGUUGCCCUUUUACGUCCCAAAUUUGUUUUUCCCAGGUAUAGUGGCCCAGGAAUACUAUAGUGGACUUGUUCUCCAAGCCAUUAGGUCUUCGUUCUCCCCCAGCCAAUAAUGACUUUAUUAAAAUGCCACGCCCCUCUACAGCCACGCCUCUCGGGCCAACCUCUCUCGGAGUCCACCAAGCAAAAAGCACUUCUCUAGUCCUUGGUUGAUGAGUGAGCUGUGGCCCCAUUUGCAUCCCAUAAGUGUCACAGCUCCCUGACAGCACCCAAAAACGUAUUUCAGUGAUGAAGCUUCUCUGACCCAACAACUGUCAGCUGGUGAGCUAGGAAGUCGCUGUCAUCUCUGUCCUCUUGCAAAGUGAAUAAAUUUCCAGCAUGCCAUUCUGGCUGGGUGAUCCAGACCUUGGAGUUCUCUGGACAGGACUAAUAAAAGCCCACUGAAGGAAAGGGGCUAGAAUUCACUGUCUUAAGCAAUAGAACCACCAUUUACGGUCAGCCUGAGUUAUAUGAGAGUCUUAGAUGUGGGUUUGGGAUGAUGAAGCCAAAAAGACUUCCUUGUGUCUGGUUUUGAUAGGGAGCAUGUAGCUGAGGCUCGUGUCAGACUUGCUGUGUAGUUGUGAAUGGUUUUGGACUUCUGACCCUUGUGCCUCCGUAUCCUAAAGGCUAGGAUGAUAGGAGUGUUUGCAAGCAGUCUCCCAAGUUGUUCCAGAGUCCUUUGUCUCACUGAUGUUUUCACCGGAGUGGCUUGAGUGGCUGGAUGACGGGUGUGAGCCAGGUUCCCCAGGAAGAUCAUGGAUCACUUCUGUAUACAAAAGUAGAAGGAAAGGGGCAGGAAACUCCUCAGAGCUUUCAGGGACUGCAUCAUCCUAGCACUUAAGCUCAUGCAGGGAGUUUCAAGGCCGUCCUGGGCUGUAAAGGGAGGUCCAGUCUCAAAGUUUUAAAAAAGGCUGAGUAUGCUGUCUGGCUUCAGUCUGUGGAGGAGGGGUUAAGGCAAAACAAACAUUUGUGGUGUGUGCAGGCUGCCAUGGCGUCAGAUGAAGGCAAGCUUUUCGUGGGAGGGCUAAGCUUCGACACCAAUGAGCAGGCACUGGAGCAGGUCUUCUCCAAGUACGGGCAGAUCUCUGAAGUGGUGGUGGUAAAGGAUAGGGAGACCCAGCGAUCCCGAGGCUUUGGGUUUGUCACCUUUGAGAACAUUGAUGACGCUAAGGACGCCAUGAUGGCUAUGAAUGGGAAGUCUGUGGAUGGGCGGCAGAUCCGAGUUGACCAGGCUGGCAAGUCUUCUGACAACCGGUCCCGUGGAUACCGGGGUGGUUCCGCUGGAGGCCGAGGCUUCUUCCGCGGGGGACGCAGCCGGGGCCGUGGGUUCUCUAGAGGUGGGGGAGACCGAAGCUAUGGAGGUGGCCGCUUUGAUUCCCGGAGUGGAGGUUAUGGAGGCUCCAGAGACUACUAUGCCAGCCGGAGUCAGGGUGGCAGCUAUGGUUACCGGAGCUCGGGCGGGUCCUACAGAGACAGCUAUGACAGUUACGCUACACACAACGAGUAAAAGCCCUCUGCGUCCAGAUCGUCCUUCCAAGGCUGUAAUUAAGAUGGGGGAGCUUCGCUGAAUGUUGUGUAGUGAGCACCUUGUUCCCACUUUUGUAGUCCUUUCCGUUCUGACCCAUCAGCAGCCUGCUUCUGACCGAGAUGGCCGCGUGACCAGACUUUUCUUUUUAAGGAAGCGCUGUCUUUUUAAGCAUUAUAAAAACAUUUUUGAAAGCACUUCAGAUUUUGCUUUUUUACAAAUGAGCCAUGGGUUUUUGUUUUUUCUAAAUUGUCGGGGUUGUGUGGGUUUUUGGUUGCUCGUUUUUGUUUUUUCGGGUUUUUCGGUUGUAUUGUUUUUUUCUUUUUUGUGUGGGUGCCCAUGAAGUCUGGCACCGCACCCCUCCUGGGAUGAAAUGGACUCUAUUUGAGCAAGCCAUGGCUCUCCAGCUCCCCAGCUUCCCUGUGGAGCAGAGCAGGUCCUGCCCAUUGGGCAUAGGUCGCGGCCCAUGGGGAUGCUUAGCAGUCCAGCAGGUUGUGGAAGUGUUUAUUUAUAUUGUCCUUUUUUUUUUUUUUUUUUUUUUACCGAAGACAUGCAUACUCCAUCGAUGUUGUAUUCACAGUGGCUAAAGAAUUCUUGUACGCAGUUUCUUUGGCUUCACGAAGCCGAUUAAAAGACGGUGUGAAACAAACCUCACUCUGACCAUUUCCCUUUCAUUGCCGACACACUGAGCUGCGGCUCCGUGGCCAGCAGAGCAGCUAGGAAGGCAGGGCAGUGCGGGAGGCCCAAGCAGCCCAGUGGAAACGGGAGUGGGCAGUGUUGAGAGGUAGAGGGGCGGAGAGGCCUUGGCCAGUGUAGGGCCGGGUACAGGGAGGGCCAGCGAGGCUGCCUAGCGGCUGCGCCCCGCCAGUUCCAGGCAUUCUCUGCUAGCCUCCGAAGCCGCAGCCCUCGGGGGACAGACGCGAGCCACAGACCCUCCGAGACUCGCCUGCUGCUCCCCCCGCUAGCUCUGUGCAGCUGGCCUGUGCCUCGAGGAUGAAGGAGAGCCAACCUGAACCAUGGGAGAAUGGCUAUGGCCGUGACUUCGGGUCCUAGGAGGCUCCCCAGGAGCAAGAGCCGCAGACUGCACACAGUAGGCCAGGCAAUUCCUGAGCUGACACCCUCUCCUGUGCGACGCAGGCUUCCUGCGGGACCAGAGAACGAAGCUGGGGCUGGCGUGGUUGCUGGGGCAGAAUGUUGGGGGGCUGCCUGAAUAAAGGGCUGUGACCCAGAA
This is a messenger RNA of Arvicola amphibius (Eurasian water vole), 3325 nucleotides long. It is a transcript of the gene Cirbp, whose product is annotated as cold inducible RNA binding protein. The coding region runs from base 1558 to 2076 and encodes 172 amino acids. Gene Ontology annotation, molecular function: RNA binding. Gene Ontology annotation, biological process: positive regulation of mRNA splicing, via spliceosome. NCBI's taxonomy places the organism in Eukaryota, Metazoa, Chordata, Mammalia, Rodentia, Cricetidae. The record is from RefSeq and is a predicted model, not a curated record. Gene Ontology annotation, cellular component: spliceosomal complex. The transcript has 8 exons.